Messenger RNA from Cadophora gregata, 486 nucleotides. RefSeq lists its product as uncharacterized. Lineage: Eukaryota; Fungi; Ascomycota; Leotiomycetes; Helotiales; Ploettnerulaceae. Bases 1 to 486 code for a protein of 161 amino acids. The record is from RefSeq and is a predicted model, not a curated record. The transcript is spliced from 4 exons.
AUGAAUGACACCAAGGCCCCCAUCACUGAGCAGCCAGCUGCCCAUGCUCAACCACAACCUACAUACAUGAAGUACAAGGAGCAAACUGGUACCGAGGAGUGGAACAAUGAUAUCUGGGACUGCUUCAAGGGAGCUGAUAAUCUCUGCCUGAAGGCAACUUUCUGCUCUUGCUUUGUAUAUGGACGAACCCAAGCUCGCUUGAGAGAUCCCACACUUGCUGGAUAUGAGAGAAUCAACAAUGAUUGUCUCAUGUUCGCCGGUCUGAACUGCUGCGGUUUGGGAUUCAUUCUCGAAUUUCUCAAGCGCUCCGAAAUCCGCGCCAAGUACGCCAUCCGCGGCGACGCCUUGACCGACGGUCUCCUCUCUUUCUGCUGCGGCUGCUGUUCGAUUAUCCAGGGUGAGAAAGAGGUGAUUGGUCGUCAGCAGGCUGCUGGUCUCAAUCAGGGAUAUACUGCACCACAGGGGAUGCAUGCUGCUCCUCAGUAA